AGACCACCCUGUGCUCCGCAACGACCUCUGGGAAAAGUUCGUGAUAUCUGCCAGCUCGACCCCGUCAAGUCGACUCCGAGCCGUCCAGCGCCGAUAAGCCGGCAAGCCUCAUCAGCAACCCAGGAACCCCGACGCCAACUCGCGACGGGAAGGAGAGUCAACCAUCGCCCUCCUCCAACACAGCCCGCCACAAUGACGAUCCGGGCGCUCGAGAAGGUCUCCGUCGGCCAGAACGGCCUCGGCGCCUUCAUCCUCCAGUGCAAGCGUAUCGAUGUGCACUUCUGUGACCACGCCGGUAGUUCGAGGGGCAUGAACGCCUUCAUAAAAUCACAACUCCCCAAGUUCGCCACCGCCCACCCUCAGAUCGAGUUCGCCGUCUCGCCGCGGCCGCGCAAGCACCCCGUCCUGGUCGGACACUAUGUCAACGGCAACUCAAAGUCCAUUUGCGUCAAGAACAUGGACAGCCUGCAGAUCCUCAACAAGGUCGCCCUCCUCCGCGACGCGAGCGGCGACAAGGUCAAGAAGACCAACAAGGCCGUCACGAGCAUCAACGAGUCCGUCAGAGGCGUGUGGUCGCCAUACCACGGCACCGGUAUGCGGGUGUAAGCUGGGAGGUCGGGGCGGGAACGAAGCAGAAAGACAGGGAGGGAGAGGGAAAGAGAAACAAAUAUUCGGAGAGUGGAUUUGCAUAUUAUCCAGGGAAGAAUCCGAUGAGCACAGCAGAUAUGUCACUUGUCACGAUGCCUGGGCAUAACCCCCAGCAAUCCCAAUAUGCGGUUGGUGAGCAGUGGAGGACGCUCGAAGCCGACGAAAGACCCGCCUCGAGAAAUUCAUGGGCCAAAGAAGGUCCCCAGAGUAUCGGAAACGAAUUUGGCCGGGACGGGAAGGCAUGCUCUUCGAAGCACUGUACACCAUAGACUGAGGGCCGGGGCAAUCUGCCGGUCGCGAACUCAUUGUACCAUAGAUGUGCCUGUAGCAUUGAAAUCAGGAUCAAAAUCCAAACAAC
This is a messenger RNA of Microdochium trichocladiopsis, 1006 nucleotides long. RefSeq names its product thioredoxin-like protein. The coding region runs from base 193 to 606 and encodes 137 amino acids. Gene Ontology annotation, molecular function: structural constituent of ribosome. Gene Ontology annotation, cellular component: mitochondrial large ribosomal subunit. The transcript has 3 exons. The record is from RefSeq and is a predicted model, not a curated record. Gene Ontology annotation, biological process: mitochondrial translation. Lineage: Eukaryota; Fungi; Ascomycota; Sordariomycetes; Xylariales; Microdochiaceae.